AUGCCCGACCUCGUCAAUAAACAAGUCGGCCCAAUCGGCCUGGGCCUGAUGGGCCUCACAUGGCGCGCAACUCCUCCGCCCCAGGAACAAGCAUUCGCGACUCUGCGCGCCGCCAUCGCCAACGGCUGCUACUGCUGGAACGGCGCCGAGUUUUACGGUACCGCAGAGUACAACAGCCUCGUACUCCUCGAGCGCUACUUCGAAAAGUACCCUGCAGACGCCGAAAAAGUCGUCCUCGGCAUCAAGGGAGGCAUCAACCCCGAAACACACCAGCUGGACGCCUCGCCCGAGAACACGCGGCGCACGCUAGACACCUGCAUCGCGCAGCUCAAGGGGCGCAAGAAGAUCGACAUCUUCGAGUUCGGGCGCCGCGAUCCGAACGUCCCGCUGGAUGUCACUUUUGGCGUCAUCGACAGGGAGUAUAUCCAGACUGGCAAGAUCGGGGGGAUUGCUCUGUCUGAGGUACGUGCUGAGACUAUCCAUGAGGCGGUCAAGUAUACGAAGAUUGUAGCUGUUGAGGCGGAGCUUUCCUUGUUUACGCGUGAUAUACUGGAUAAUGGCGUUGCGGGUGCUUGUGCGCAGUAUGGGAUUCCGAUUGUCGCAUACUCGCCUAUGGGCCGGGGGAUGUUGACGGGGAAGCUGAAGCGGUAUUCAGAUCUGGCGGAGGACUCGCUGCUGCUGCAGUUUGGGUUUCCGCGUUUCCAGCGGGGGAACUUUGAGGAGAAUAUACGGCUUGUGGAUAUGCUUAAGGAGAUUGCGGCCAGAAAGGGAUGCACGCCUGCGCAGCUUGCGAUUAAUUGGACUAUUGCGUUGGCGCGGCGGCUGGGAACGACGAUUAUCCCCAUUCCUGGGGCGUCGACGGCUGAACGUGUUCUGGAGAAUAGUAGGCUUGUGGAGGUGUCGGAUGAGGAGCUGGGCCAGAUUGAUGCUAUACUGAAGGACUUCACUCCUGCUGGUGGGCGCUAUCCUCCUAUUAUCCAAGUCGACACUUAG
Aspergillus puulaauensis is the source of this 993-nucleotide messenger RNA. RefSeq names its product aldo/keto reductase family protein. Gene Ontology annotation, cellular component: cytoplasm. The transcript has 2 exons. Bases 1 to 993 code for a protein of 330 amino acids. Lineage: Eukaryota; Fungi; Ascomycota; Eurotiomycetes; Eurotiales; Aspergillaceae. The record is from RefSeq and is a predicted model, not a curated record.